Teleopsis dalmanni is the source of this 1178-nucleotide messenger RNA. Its product is annotated as transcription termination factor Rho-like. Lineage: Eukaryota; Metazoa; Arthropoda; Insecta; Diptera; Diopsidae. Bases 94 to 726 code for a protein of 210 amino acids. The transcript is spliced from 2 exons. The record is from RefSeq and is a predicted model, not a curated record.
CACAUAUUUUUUAUUUGCAAAUUGUUUCGUUUCAAUGUCCUAAAUUAAAUGUUUUAAUUUCAAAAUUCGAUCCAUAGUCCUACCUAUAUUACCAUGGAUUUGUCAGAAGUGAAAAAAAUUUUUAACCCAAAUACAACAAAAGGCAAAACAGCUAUCGCUGGUGCUGCAGUUGCUACACUUACAUUAACAUAUCUUAUGUAUCGUAUGAUAAGGGGUGAUCCUAAAAGUUGUCCUUGUUGUACUGCAGAAUAUUUAGCAGCAAAGAAAUGCAAACCAAAAAGACCAAAACUAACUUAUUGUCCGGACAAACCAAAAAAAUGCUCGAAAGACAAAUCUGCACAUGGUGGGGCUUCGAAAUCUUAUGAUGAUGGAGAACAUAGGCACAGCUCUAAAGAACCAUCAUGUGGUAGAGAUAAUAGAGAUGAUAGAGAUGGAGGACGACAUUCUGACAGAUCUAGUAAUGGGUAUGGUGACUGUGGAUCUGGAAAUCGUAAACAUGAUCAAGGUUAUGACCAAGGCAGUUGCAAUAGAGGACAUCAUUCAACUGGUCAUUCAGCUGGGACUUGUAACUCACAUAAUGAUAGAAGUCAUCAUUCAGGAUCAAGUUGUCCUCAUGAGAAUCGUGGAAAUGACUGUUCAUCUGGUCAUCAUUCUCAAUCUGGUCAUCAUUCUCGAUCUGGUCAUCAUUCUUCACAGGGCUAUGAGAAACAAUCCUGUAGAGAUUAGAAAACAUCUGUAUGCGAUUUCACUUUGAAUGCAAGAAGUUCAUACAAUAACGAAGAAUUCAUUAAUUCAGUAUCAAUUAGAAAAUCUUAUUUGAUCCUCAAGUGAAAUAUCUCUAGCAUUUCAAUUUCAUUUUGUGCCAGUACUCUUGGAAUGAACAGAGAGGAUUAUAUAAACAAGAGCCAGAUAAUUCAAAAUCAACUAGGAUGGCUUAUUUGAUACUUGAGUCAAGUUUUCAUUUUGCGCAGCUGAAAACUAAAAAUGACCUAAACACAAAUUAUAAAGGACUAAAGGACUUGUUACAUUACAUUUACAAUUACUCAUUACAUACAUUUAACAAGAUACACAUAAGCUACAUUUGCCUAUAUUCCAAACGAUUUCAUGUAUACCAGAAAAUUAUAUAUGUCUACAUAUCAAAAUAAUAAAGUUUGGACAUGAUUUAAAAGCAAAUAUAA